AUGCAGGGCUGUGAUUGGUCAGUGGCACAGAUGCAGGGCUGUGAUUGGGCUGUGAUUGGUCAGUGGCACAGACAAGGGGAGGGGCCACUGAUAAGGAGCGGCAUCAGUGAACCUCAGUCAGUGCUGAGUUUAGUGAUGGAGAAACAGGUGCCUCUGCUGCUGCUGCUGCUGCUGUGGCCUGUCCUCGCGGCUCACAUACCGGACCAGGAGAGUCAGGACCUCCACACGGUGCUCCGGGACCUGAGAGCUGCUCUGGCUGAACACCAGGUGAAGAUCGAGCUGCUGCAAACUCUCAACCAAGGUCAGACUUCACACACACCAGGUGAAACCAGGUGA
Molecule: messenger RNA, 336 nt
Organism: Knipowitschia caucasica
Lineage: Eukaryota; Metazoa; Chordata; Actinopteri; Gobiiformes; Gobiidae
Source: the annotation of a GenBank genome assembly